CACCCUCCAGGUGCAUGCUGGGUACAUCAGAAUGGCGAGCUGGUUGGGGGCUUAGCGGCUGAACGCCGAUUCAUUCCCCAUUGAACGUGCACUGUCAGCGGCCCCAUUUUUUUCCGCAGCGGCGCUGCUGACGUCAUUGAACUAUGAGGAGUGCUGUGCUGUUGCCUCCUGGUGGUCUGGCUGUUGGACUAUGCUGCAUUUGUCCACUGGGUGGCGCCUCCUGAGCCAAGCUCACCGCCUCCUUCCUCGUCUCCCCCGUCCUGCUGCCCAGGCCGCCGCCAUGUACGCCACACGCCUCUACAGCACUGCCGGGGGAGGUGGGGUGGCGGGCAGGGGAGCGGGUGGGGUUAAACCGGGGCGCAGGGCGGGGCUGGCUGUGCUGGAGGCGCCCCCUCACCCCCACCUUUCUCACCAUCCACACCCAGCAGCACCUCCCCCCAACUACCCGCUGUAUCAGAGCCGCCCCGAUUCCCACCGAGGAGCACAUUUCCACCAUCACUACCAGCCCCACCCACAGCCUCACCCCCUAGCCCCGCCCCCUCUGCACCCACAUUACCAGCACCACGCCUCCCUGCACAUGUAUGGAGGCGGCGUUCCUGGUGGGGGGGCCGUCAGUGGCAGCAAGAAGAAGACGUGGAACUUCAUCCACGAGAAGAUGAGCUAUGACACGUUCUUCACCAUGAAACGCCUGAUUGAGCGCUCGCGCCGACCCGAUGAGGUUCUGCGCUGGGUCACCCAGAACCCGGCCAAGAUCUCCCACAACCACUACCCCGUGGCCCUGCAGAAGAUCGGGCAGCUGCUGCAAGCCACGCCCCCGUCGCAUAGCUCUGGGGAUCGAAGUGACGGCGAGGUCUCUAGUGGCGCGGCUGCAGAGGUGGAAGGGCGGCAGAUUCUGGAGCAUCAGGACUUUCAGACGCUGUGCGAUGCCAUCGUCAGUGACUGCGCCAAGUUCGACAACUUCAGCGUGGUCAACUGCCUUUAUGCUGUGGCUGCACUCGGUCUACCCAGCAACUCGCAGGUGGUUCAGGCGCUGGAGGCUGAGUCCCAGUCCCGCCUGAACCAGUUCAACCAGAAGGACAUGUCCAUGGUGUUCAGCUCCAGCAUGAAGCUCCACCCGGGCAGCCAGCAUCCUCUGACUGAGGCCUGCCUGGCUGGCCUAGAGAAGAACCUGGAGCGAGAGCGCCACCCACAGACGCUCUUUCUGCUGCUUUCCUACUACAGACUCAAGUGGUGCUCCCUGCAGUCAUCAGAGCCCACUGCAGGGGGCGCUGCAACCACUGGAACUAGCAGCAGUGCUAACACCCCCCCAAACCCUGAUCAGCUGCUGGCUAACAGGAAGAUUCUGCGGCUGGUCAAACACACUCUGGCCAGUGUCAGCGCUGUCCGGGACCAAGAAAUGGUUCUGCUGGACGAGAUGCUUGCAGCGUGUGCCCGAGAGGCGAGCAACAAGAGUCUGGAGCUGAUCUUCAGCUCACAUCUGUUCUACCAGAACAGACAAGAGCGGUUCAUCGUCAGCCUGGCAGAGGAGCUGUCUAAAAAGGUGGACAGCAUCACCCCGUACACCAUGGCUCUCAUCGCCAAAUACAUUGCCCGCCACCGACUGAGAGAGACACGUUUGCUCGACACCAUCGCAGACUUCCUGGUGAAGAAGGCAGAAUACCUGGACAGCAAAGUAAUCCAGAAACUGGUGUUUCCCUUCAGCCGGAUGAAUUACCGCCCAUCCAACGAGCAGCAGUUCUUUUCUCGCCUUGAAGAAGUCCUGGAGCUGAAGGCUUUAAGCUCGCCGCUCGCCACGGUCAAUAUUCUGAUGUCUUUGUUUCAGCUGGGCCAUUUUCCAGGUCUGGUCCUGCACAGAGUCUUCUCCUCUGCCUUCAUCAGCAACGUCACCAACAGCCCGUACGCUCUGAUUGUCAGGAGAUACCUGUCUCUGCUGGACGCCGCUGUGGAGCUGGAGUACAGAGACUACACCGGACCUCGGCUGCAGGACACCCACAAGGUGCUGAUGUUUGACCACGCCCUGACGGCGGACGAGGUCAACCGCAAGUACAGUUAUAAAGGUCUGGUAGCUGAGGCUCUGCGACAGCUGCUGGGAGAACAAAGCUACAAGCAAGACGAGGUCCUCCCGCCUGGAUACUACACAGACUUUGUGCUCUGGUUGGACAGUUCUGGAAGAGUUCUGCCCAUCACCUCUGGAGCCUCCCUUCCUGUGAGUGUGGUUCCUCCUCCUCCCUCUUGCGUUGCCGUAACAACAAAAACAGCUGAAGAGGCAGUUGCCGUGGUGACGUCAGAGUUUCAAAAGUUCUCUCCAUUUGCACUGGAGGAUAGUGCCCAGCACCCGCCUCAGGCGCCUGACGGACUGGGUGGAGGCGUAGAGACUGGAAGAUUCCACCCCCACCACGUGUGUGGCGCUGCAGCGGCGGCCUCAGGACCUCCUCAGCCUGGCGCUAAUGGCGGGCAUUUAGAUUAUGGGCCAUACUAUGUUCCUGCAUCAGAGUACUACUCUGGUCUGGCCAAGGAGCACUCUGUAGAAAGCCAGGACAGCUCCACCCUCAGCAGCCCUCCAUCUGAUGCCCUGGCUCCACCCUCGACCCAGGGGCCCACUGGGACCACAGCACCAGACUCUCUAUUCCAGUUUUCCAUCGGGAAAAUCCUGGAGGAGGAGGGUACUGCGGGAGCUCUGGAGGUCCAGGGAAGCGACUGCGAGCUGCCUCAGUUCUACGAGGAAGUGACCUACUCUGAAGGGCCUGGACCCGACAGGGGGCCCACAUCCCCACAUGUACCAGGCAGCGUCCCGCCAGAGCAGAGGCAGAUUCGGAGGGUUAUCAUGUCUGUAAACGACAAGUGGCACUACUGUCACAACUCUGAGGUCCUGGUUGGGUCACGCGCCAUGAGAGACCGCCAUCUGAGGCUGCUGGGAUACAUCAUCCUGCAACUGCCGUACCACGAGCUGGAGAAACUGAACGGCAUCGAGGAGGUGAAGCAGUACCUGCACAAAAAGCUGCUGGAUGUUUCGCUAUGACUGAAGUGUGUCUGUGUGUGAACGUAUGUGUGUGUUCCUGCCGGAGAUCGGGCCUGAGCCUGACUGGAGCCCAGCUGGGCUUUUUGAAGACGUCACUCAUGGAUGGAUCAGCAGCCUUUGUUUAGUCGCUCACAGAUCAAUGGACUCCCAGCAGGCUGUGCAGCUGCUUCCCUCACUUUCGGGAGGAGCAGCGUGGGUGUUUGGGUGUUCUGAAUGGGGGAGGGAUUGGGUUCUAUUACAGUUUUAUAAAAUCUAACCAUGGAGGCAGAAAUGCAUGUGGAGCUGUUUUGUAAAAUGCGUGCCAAAGGCUGAAAGGAAGUGGUGUUCCCAGCGGGGGGUGGGGGAGUCAGAGGGCAGAUUAUUUAUUUGAGCAUCAGGUGACAGAUGGAAAUCGUUUAUAUUCUGUAAAUCUAUGAAUUGAAAUGUUAUAAAAGCCGAAACAAGUGA
Oryzias latipes (Japanese medaka) is the source of this 3466-nucleotide messenger RNA. It is a transcript of the gene fastk, whose product is annotated as Fas-activated serine/threonine kinase. Lineage: Eukaryota; Metazoa; Chordata; Actinopteri; Beloniformes; Adrianichthyidae. Gene Ontology annotation, cellular component: mitochondrial matrix; ribonucleoprotein granule. Gene Ontology annotation, biological process: mitochondrial RNA processing; regulation of mitochondrial mRNA stability. Gene Ontology annotation, molecular function: RNA binding. The record is from RefSeq and is a predicted model, not a curated record.